Molecule: messenger RNA, 4077 nt
Organism: Aquila chrysaetos chrysaetos
Lineage: Eukaryota; Metazoa; Chordata; Aves; Accipitriformes; Accipitridae
Gene: HEPACAM2
Product: HEPACAM family member 2
Exons: 9
Coding region: 2695-4077 (460 amino acids)
Source: RefSeq, a predicted model, not a curated record
CUCCGGUGGGGCUGUGGCAGCCCUCCGGAGCAGCGGAAGGAGCUCGUAGUUUGGCAGCCUGCUGUUUGAAAGCACUGCUACUCGUGUCGCCAAAACCCGCGCUCUGCGCUGGCCUCUUCGUUACGUUUGUAUCCACGAACGCCUCGACUGGCACUGGUGGCCCAGCAGGCCGGGGGUGCCUCUGGGGUUCAGGGGAUGCUCAUAGAGUGUUUGAACAUUGGGGUUCGCUUGUUUAGACUUUGAAAGCAAUUAUCUGAGAAGACGAAAUGAGGCACUGUCUAAAGAGACAGACUAGCUGGGAAAUACACUUAGACAAUGACAAUUUUCUGUUUGUCUCAGGUUGUUUCAGGUGUUAUGCACGAGGACCUUGGACCUUUUUAUGGAAGAUGCAGUUUUGCAUCACCAAAACAGGCAUGUGUGUCCCUAUACUUGGGUUGUCUAGAUCUCAACUAAAAAAAAAAAAAAGCUGAUAACUUUUAUAAUAUUUUACAUCAGUACAAAAAAAGGAGGAACUUAUCCUAUAAUCUUUGCUUAACUGGAGAUGACAUUCAAUAGUAAAGCUACCAACACAUCUGCUGCAGCAUAGUAAUGCCUGCAGAAAAGGUUGUCUUUCCUUUUGGAAUUAUUGGAUUCUGCACAUAGGUCAGCUCAGCAUGUGUUUUCUAAUCCCGUUGUUAUUUAGCUCCCCAGCUGGCCCAUAACUUGUUGCAGGGUGUGACGUGAAAGCAGGCAUGCUGCUCUCCGUUUGAACUGACACAGUGUUGAAGGGAAGUCAGGAAUAGUGGUCCCCUCUGUGCAUUCUUUACCAAGAAUUCAUUACUUCUGGCUACCGUUGGGAAUAUAAUCCAUAGUUAUUUCUGUGGAAAACCUCUAACAAGUUUAGCACAUAGCAAAGUUACUUGUUAGUAAUAACUAAAAUUUUCAGAAAUACUGAAAGUAUUCAGAAUGUUACUGAUGCAAAUAAAGUUGCUUUAAUGUAGUUGCUUUUAUUAAAAAGAAGUGAGGGGGGUUUGAUUAAGUCUAAACACCAUUUAACAACCAGCACAAGCUAGAAUCCUAUAGAAAAAAUAAUGUGCUUUUUUUAGCAGCCACUUUAUUUGUGUAAGUUAGUGUAAAAAAUUGCAGCAUAUUAAUGACAUCAAGAGCAUAUCCAAAUGCUGGAAAUAAGGGGACACACUUGAAAAUUAUAGUUUUGCUAAUCCCUUCUUUUUUUUUUUUUUUUUAUUUUCUUUGCCAACAUAGGGCAUUUAAAACACCAACACAGACUUUAUCCCAGUGUGAAAGCUCCCAUUCAUUUCAGUUGGAAAUUGGAAUCUGUGACUAACUACAUGUUGAAACCAAUUAGAUAAUAAUUUCUAACUCAGGUUUUAUAAAAGGUUGCAAUUUGAUACAUCUACCUACAGUUAAAUGGAUUAAACAGGUUAUAAACAGCAGCAUUCAGAAGGGGCAGGACAGUGGACCCAGGAAGCCUUUGGGAAUAUGCAAAAUACCCUCUUCGUCUACUGGCCCAUGUCAGGUGGUGACAUUAUUUCUGGUGGGAGUGCUGUACUUAUAUUUUUGUUAACCUGAAACAACCUUCAUGUUUCUUACAUUUGAUUGUACAGAGCUGCUAAGAAUUCUAGAAGGAUCUGGGUAUUUUCACCUCCCUUAAGUAAAAAUUGAGUGUUCAGCCCUUCUGGUGGGGGCUUAGCACCUUGCAAGACCCUUGCAGUGAGGGGGAGGCAAUUCCUUGCUACCAGUCCCUCCUGCACAAGGCAGGAUGCAGUCUAGCCUAGUAUUUGUUGAUCCAUAAUAGUCUGCAUAAGUGCUGUUUAGCAAAAACUUAGUGUGUUUUUCUAUAGAUAAACCAUCCCUUUCGAUGCAAAUAUUUGCUGUUGCAAACUGUUACUGCACAUGCAACUGUGGGAGGUUGCCUGGUUUGCUGCUGAUUAGAUUUGUACAGUGAGUGACAGCCUUGGACAAAAUCCAAAUCAUACGUUAAUAUUAAUUAAACCAAUGUAAGUUAACGCAGAAUAAACAGUAAUCAGCAGCUAACUCAACAACUGUAGUAAGCUGUCCACUCUAGCCACAGGAUUCUUUGUUAGAAGAUGCCUGAUAGACACUUCACAUUACAUAUUGUUUAGAGAAAGGGAACAAAAUCAUCGCCAAGUUAUUCUUAUGUCAAGGAAAAAUACAGAAAACUUAUGGGCUUGAAAGUGCUUGAAAAAAAUUUAAGGAAGGCUUUUAAUAUUUUUUAUAACAGGAAAGGAGAGGCUGUCACUGGAAAAGAUCUGAAAAAAAAUCUUCUGAAUGCUACUUUAAAUAAGCAGAACCAUCUAGCAGCACGGUAUUUUUUUAUGAAACGGUAACUAAAGGAUGUUAAUAACUAUAUAACCCAUACAUUGGGUGCAUUCACUUAUUUUUAUUAAUUGAACGUACUUUGUAUUCUAUGCCUCAUUUAUUACAUUCUGUGUCAUAUUUGCUGUGACUGCCGGGGAAGGGUUACAAUAAAGUCAGAGGCAAUGAAGAUGGGUGCUCAUCUAACAGGUGCUCCACUCCCUUUGUUCUUUGUAUACACAUAUUCAAAUCACAUAAGGCAGGGGACAGGAUAGGGCCUGUUAACUCAUUGCUGAUUUCCCUAGCAAAUAAACCAGCAGCUGCAGGUCCAAGCCCUGGCUUAGCACUGAGAAGAAGGUGGGAUUUGUGUGGGACAGGAUGCUUUCAUGGAGCCCUUUAGCCAACUUCUUUUGGGACUUACAGUGCAAAAUAUAUUUUCUGCUUGUGGGUAUUUGUUCCGCCUUAAAGUUGACAGUGCCAUCUCAUACUAUCCAUGGUAUUGCAGGGCAACCACUCCAUCUUACUGUUGACUACAAUUUCAAUGCUACAGCUUCUGAAAUCCAGAUAAUUUGGCUUUUUGAGAGGCCUCAAAGUAAUCCAAAAUACUUGCUUGGCUCUGUAAAUCAAACAGUAGUUCCAGACUUGGAAUAUCAACACAAGUUUACCCUCAUGCCACCUAAUGCAUCUUUGAUGAUCAAUCCAUUGCGUAUCAGUGAUGAGGGCAAUUAUAUUGUAAAAGUCAAUGUCCGUGGAAACGGGACAAUAGCUGCCAGUCAAAAGAUUCAAGUAGCUGUUGAUGUUCCUGUCACAAAGCCAAUUGUACAUAGUGAACCAUCUUCAGGGGUAGUGGAGUACGUAGGGAAUAUUACAUUAAAAUGUACUGUGGAAAAAGGUACAAGGGUAAUUUACCAGUGGAUGAAAAAUGGGAAGCCUCUCCAUGCCAGCCCUAAUUACACCUUUUCAUCAAACAAUGCAACAGUUCUAAUUGUUCCUGUUGUAAAAGAAGACAUUGGGAACUACAGCUGUGUGGUAUCUAACCGUGUCAGUGCACUGGAAAGUGAGAUAAUUGCACCAACCAUAUAUUAUGGACCUUAUGGACUUAGAGUUAAAUCAGAUAAAGGUCUGAAUAUAGGGGCAGUGUUUACAGUGGACAUGGGGGAAGUUAUACUGUUUGACUGCUCAGCAGAUUCAAAUCCACCAAAUACUUAUUUGUGGAUUCAAAGGGCUGACAAUACCACUCAAGUAAUCAAAUAUGGACCCCAUCUGGAAGUUGUAUCUGAUAAAGUGGCCCAGAAGACAAUAGAUUACAUGUGCUGUGCUUUCAACAAUGUGACUGGAAAACGAGAUGAAACUCACUUCACAGUUGUCGUUACUUCUGUAGGACUGGAAAAGCUGGCCCAGAAAGGAAAAUCUUUGUCAUCUCUUGCAGUAAUAACGGGAAUUUCAUUAUUUUUGAUCCUAGCUAUGGCCUUUUUAUUCAUAUGGAAAAGAUAUCAGCCACAUAAAGUGAUACAACAGAAGCUGCAGAGCAGGCCAGAAGCUGAUUACAGAAAGGCGCAGACAUUUUCAGGACAUGAAAGUGCUUUGGAUGACUUUGGGAUAUAUGAAUUUGUCGCUAUUCCUGAUCUUGCCAGUGGUUCUAGGGUUUCAAGCCAAUCUGUUCCUGGCUCUGACUUUGUCCCAGGCCAGGAUAUGCUUAGUACAGUUUAUGAAGUUAUUCAGCAUAUUCCUGAGCAGCCGCAACAAGACCAUCAACAGUAA